Molecule: messenger RNA, 1335 nt
Organism: Penicillium verrucosum
Lineage: Eukaryota; Fungi; Ascomycota; Eurotiomycetes; Eurotiales; Aspergillaceae
Product: glycoside hydrolase family 172 protein
Exons: 1
Coding region: 1-1335 (444 amino acids)
Source: RefSeq, a predicted model, not a curated record
AUGGCGAAGAGAAAGGUGGCUCGCAGCGCCCGCGUGGCCAGUUGGGACCAGAAGGGUCUCAACGAGGACGCCUUUGUGGUUCUUCCGGGCGAGUCAAUCGUGCUGGCUGACCUCGAAGGCCCCGGUGCCAUCACGCAUCUUUGGUUCGUCCAAACCUGCCGCAAAAUUAUAGGUCCAGGCCUGGUUCCCUACUCCAAGUCCGGGGUUGCGAUGAUGGAAAUCCACAAUGCGCUCGGCCUCAACUACGAAGUCAACGACCCAGAUUACUAUCGCAAGGUACUCAUCAAGAUGUACUGGGAUGACUCGGAAACCCCCAACGUGAUUGCACCGAUCGGAGACUUCUUCUGUCUUGGCCAUUCCAUGGCAGCCAACUUCCAGUCACUCCCCUUCACGGUCUCGGUCAAGCCAUCCGAGGAGAAGAAGUUCGGUGGUGCUGCCGCGUUUAAUUGCUAUCUCACCAUGCCUUUCAACAAACGAGCACGCAUCGAAAUUGAGAACCAGAACGACGAGGCCUACUUCCAGUACUUCUAUAUCGACUACGAACUCUACCCAGAACCCCUGCCCGCGGAUACGCUGUACUUCCAUGCGCACUGGCGCCGUAUGAACCCAACGAACGGAUGGGCACCAUCUCGUAUUCAGACGAACAGCCUCGAGACGCAAGUGCCGAACUUAGACGGAAAGGACAAUUACGUCAUUUUAGAGACUGAGGGCGCUGGUCAAUUCAUCGGCUGCAACCAAUCCGUGGCACACUUCCAAGGCACCUGGUGGGGCGAGGGCGACGAUAUGAUCUUCAUCGACGAUGACACCUGGCCACCCAGCAUGCACGGCACCGGUGGUGAGGACUACUUCACUCAGGGAUGGGGCAUGCAGAAGAACGCAUACCCAUUCUGCGGUACCAUCAUCCAUGAAGAAGAUGUCCCGAACUACCAGGUCAGCUACCGCUGGCACCUGACCGACCCGGUACGCUUCAAUAAGAAGAUCAAGGUCACCAUGGAGUCUGGCCAUGGCAACCAUCUCCGUGAUGACUGGAGCACUACCGCCUACUGGUACCAGACGCUUCCUGGUCCCAAGCUCGAUAUCCUGCCGGUCGAGAAGCGCCUUCCGCGCAAGCCUCAGUUCCCGCCUGCAGAUGAUGUGCCCGAGCCAGAUGUGAACAGUAUGAGUUCUGAUAAACAGACCAUGGUUAAGAAGCGUGAUGAGCGGAUGGAGGCGUUUAUCAAGGACCGGAAUGAGUGGCUGGCGCGUCGUGCGCAGGAUUCUCAGGAUCGGGCGCGAAGCAACGUGGAGAUCUGCAAAGAUAUUCGACAGCGCUUCCUGCAGGGUUUGAGUGAGUAA